Molecule: messenger RNA, 1465 nt
Organism: Colossoma macropomum (tambaqui)
Lineage: Eukaryota; Metazoa; Chordata; Actinopteri; Characiformes; Serrasalmidae
Gene: sfrp1b
Product: secreted frizzled-related protein 1b
Exons: 3
Coding region: 251-1138 (295 amino acids)
Biological process (GO): canonical Wnt signaling pathway; non-canonical Wnt signaling pathway; negative regulation of canonical Wnt signaling pathway
Molecular function (GO): Wnt-protein binding
Source: RefSeq, a predicted model, not a curated record
GAUUGGGCAAUUUUCAAACUGAUUGAGCAAUUGUGUGCUAGUGUGCCAGUUGCAUUGCCAUUGGUUGCUCCAGAGUGCAGAAGCUGGAGCCCUGCAGCUUUGCUGCUUUUUCAACAAGCAGUCAGCAGAAGGGGAAGGAGGGACAGGCAGGCAGGCAGGCAGGCAGGCAGCUCGGAGGGAGAGAGAUUCAGAGACUAAGCACGAGUCUGUGGCUUUUAUAACGCUGUGCGAGCCCCCCUCUGCGCGUGCCAUGUGCAUCUUUUGGCCCCCCAGGCUGGUGCUGGCCAUGCUAGUGCCCAUUCUGGUCACGUCCGAGUACGAGUACCUCGGCUGGAAGGACCUGGGGGACAGCUAUGGUAAAAGUCCCCAGUGCAUGGACAUCCCAGAGGACCUGAGGCUGUGCUACACCGUGGGCUACCACCGCAUGCUGCUGCCCAACCUGCUGGAGCACGAGACCAUGGCAGAAGUGAAGCAGCAGGCGGGCAGCUGGGUGCCCCUCGUGCACAAAAGGUGCCACUCAGGCACGCAGGUCUUCCUCUGCUCCCUCUUCGCCCCUGUGUGCCUGGACAGGCCCAUCUACCCCUGCAGGAAGCUCUGCGAAUCUGUGCGGGACAGCUGCACCCCCAUCAUGGAGGCGUUCGGUUUCCCCUGGCCGGAGAUGCUCAACUGCAGCAAGUUCCCGCAGGAUGAUUUGUGCAUCUCCACCAACACUACGGACAUGCCUCCGUCACCAGACGACAGCCCGGCGUGUCCUCCAUGUGAAAACGAAAUGAGCCCAGAAGUCAUUCUGGAACACAUGUGCGCCAGUGAGUUCGCUAUCAAAACCAAAAUAAAGGAAGCAAAGAUAGAGAACUUGGAUAAGAAGUUGAUCCUGCAGAAGAGGAGGAAAACAGUGUCUGGAAAUCUAAAUAAAGAGGAGCUGAAGAAGCUGGUGCUGUAUCUGAAGAAUGGAGCAGACUGUCCUUGCCAACAACUGGAAAAUUUGGGCAACACCUACCUAAUCAUGGGCCGUAAAGCGGGGAAGCGGUACCUACUGACUGGAAUCCACAAGUGGGACAAAUCUAGCAAAGAGGUCAAGAAGGCUCUGAAGAAACUGAAGAGCCACAAAUGUCCUGUAUAUGAAACGGUUUUUAAAUGACUGACCGCUCAAUAGCCAUACACAUGUAAUAUAAUAAUGCAGAUUGGAGUUGUACUCUUGUUUUGUCAUCGCUAUAUAGCCUUGUGUCGCGUUUUGCAUUGUAGUGGAGUUUACGAUGAAGCGCUGGGGCAGCCGGUGGUUCAUCUGCACUCCAGCGAUGGAGAAAAAAAAACAUUACAGCUUGGAAGUGUGCCAAGAAUGCAUUUGCAUAACAAAUAGCUGAAUCUAACCAUGAGGGCCAAAGGCCUCCAACAUAAUAUUAUUACUUUGUCUGUCUUACACUUUUUAAACGUUCACCCAUAACAAUUAAAAACAGUCAUAAUUCCA